Molecule: messenger RNA, 2217 nt
Organism: Carassius auratus (goldfish)
Lineage: Eukaryota; Metazoa; Chordata; Actinopteri; Cypriniformes; Cyprinidae
Gene: bckdha
Product: branched chain keto acid dehydrogenase E1 subunit alpha
Exons: 8
Coding region: 44-1384 (446 amino acids)
Biological process (GO): branched-chain amino acid catabolic process
Cellular component (GO): oxoglutarate dehydrogenase complex
Molecular function (GO): oxidoreductase activity, acting on the aldehyde or oxo group of donors, disulfide as acceptor
Source: RefSeq, a predicted model, not a curated record
AUCAGAGCCAGGAACAGACGCAAGACACGCACUUGACGUAAAGAUGGCGGCUGCUAGAGGUUUAUCGAAAUUAUACGGGAUCGGGCUUCACGCAAUUCGUCAAAAUACUACGUUAAAAGCAACAACGUUUCUCCAACAAAGAGCAUUCCGCCUUAAUGGAGCUCUUCGCCAGCAGCCGUUUGAUUCUUCAGCGGAGAAGCCGCAGUUUCCCGGGGCCUCGGCGGAGUUUAUUGAUCACCUGGAAUUUAUCCAGCCCAAUGUGAUCUCAGGAAUCCCUGUGUAUAGGGUGAUGGACAGACAGGGCCAGAUCAUCAAUCCGUCUGAGGAUCCUAAGCUUCCAAAAGAGAUGGUUUUGAAUUUCUAUCAGAAGAUGACGUUACUCAACACAAUGGAUCGGAUUCUUUACGAGUCUCAGAGGCAGGGCCGUAUAUCUUUUUACAUGACCAAUUAUGGUGAGGAGGGCACACACAUUGGAAGCGCUGCGGCUCUUGAACCUACUGAUUUGGUCUUCGGCCAAUACCGAGAAGCUGGUGUAUUGAUGUACAGAGGCUUCCCUUUGGAUCUGUUUAUGGCGCAGUGCUAUGCCAACGCUGAUGACCUUGGCAAGGGUAGACAAAUGCCAGUUCACUACGGCUCCAAAGACCUCAAUUUUGUAACCAUCUCCUCACCCCUUGCCACUCAGAUCCCCCAAGCGGCCGGGGCAGCGUACGCAGUCAAGAGGGAGAACUCAAACCGUGCGGUCAUCUGUUAUUUCGGAGAGGGGGCCGCCAGUGAGGGAGACGCACAUGCUGGAUUUAAUUUUUCUGCCACGCUCGAGUGUCCUCUCAUAUUCUUCUGCCGCAACAACGGUUAUGCUAUCUCCACGCCGACCAAUGAGCAGUACAGAGGAGAUGGCAUUGCUGCUCGGGGUCCAGGAUAUGGACUGAUGUCGAUACGUGUGGAUGGAAAUGAUGUUUUCGCAGUGUACAAUGCCACGAAGGAGGCUCGACGCAGAGCGGUGGCUGAAAACCAGCCCUUCCUCAUUGAAGCCAUGACCUACAGGAUUGGUCAUCACAGCACUAGUGACGACAGCUCUGCAUAUCGCUCCGUCGACGAGGUGAACUACUGGGACAAGCAGGACCACCCCAUCUCUCGCCUGCGACACUACAUGACCGCCCGAGGCUGGUGGGCCGAGGACGAGGAGCGGGCCUGGAGGAAGCAGUCACGAAAACUCGUCAUGGAGGCUUUCGAAAAAGCCGAGAAACGUCUGAAACCCAACCCCGAGCUGCUGUUCACUGACGUCUACGAUGAGAUGAUUCCUCCUCUAGUCAAGCAGAGAGAUGCCAUGUGGCGGCACGUCCAGCAGUAUAAAGAGCAUUACCCAAUUGAUCUCUAUGAGAAAUAAUCCAUGAGCCGUGGACACAACUGGGAAGUUCCUUGCACAUGUCAGUUUGUUUGAAUCGUUUUUCUUUGUCGUUUUCUCCAGUUUUAUUAUGUUAGAACGCACAAAUAGUGAAAAAUGUGUUGUUAUCCUCCAUGUUUUCCACUAGAGGCAUCCGUGCUGUCAUUUCGUGCCUUGAAAAUGAUGUAAAAGAAGGAGUUGUGGAAAUCGGUUGAAGGUCUUCUAUGCUGGUCUAAUGUAGCAAAUGUUCUCAUUGUUCUAAGAGCCCAUAAAUCCUGAAUCAUUAUGUUAGCAUUGUGCUAUCAAUCAAUUCACUAGAAUUUCUUUAUUUAAAGCAUGAAAAUCUUGAGUGAUUCAACUGAUUUUAUUUCUCUUGAUAAUCUAUGAAGAACAUUAAGUGUUCUUCAUUCAGUAUGUUUAGAAUAUGGGUUUUCAAGUCACUGUAAAUGUUUAGCAUUGGCUUCUCAUUUCUCCACAAACAACGCUAAUACUCAUUACUGGUGAUGAGAUUGUGAUGCUGUCAUUUGUGUGUGUAUUAUUACCCUCAGACUUUCUACUCCAAACGGAGCUAUUAAUAAGUAUAUAUACAACAUACUGUUACUGUAAUAAUAAAUGGUUUGUGUCUUGUUAAUUUCCCCCCACACAUGGUAUUGUUAGUAAUGACAUUCUGUUUAGCUGUGAUUUUCUGAUUGGUAAUGAACUGAACAAACUUUCUGUGUGAGACUGACUCAACUGUUAGAUGACAUGAUGAUUGUUGUGUUUGAGACUUCUUUCGGAUUAGCUUUAGGGGUUUGCAAAUUGUAUUUUAAACAAUAAAAGAUGCUCACAAAAUGUAA